Messenger RNA from Leucoraja erinaceus (little skate), 4395 nucleotides. RefSeq lists its product as uncharacterized. The transcript has 18 exons. Gene Ontology annotation, biological process: neutrophil migration. Gene Ontology annotation, cellular component: apical plasma membrane; cell surface. The record is from RefSeq and is a predicted model, not a curated record. The coding region runs from base 33 to 3086 and encodes 1017 amino acids. Gene Ontology annotation, molecular function: calcium ion binding. Lineage: Eukaryota; Metazoa; Chordata; Chondrichthyes; Rajiformes; Rajidae.
AGGGAGAGAAGAUAGCCUGCCUCUCGCUCAACAUGUUGCCUGGGGGUGGUGGGAGUCUGGCGUUGCUCAUCGCCACCAUUCUGGUACCGGACGUCCCAACAGGAUCAGCAUCAGUAACCUGUGGUACUGUUUCACUGUGCUGGAAUAUUGCAUCGAAUGUCACUUUCACUGGGAAACUUUAUUUAAACCACUACGAUGUCCUUAAGGCUGGUGGGAUAAGAAGAUCAGGGUCCUGGUUGCUGGAACAGAGGGAGGAACACACCCUACACUUGAUGUACCCGGCCCAGUCACUAACCUGGAGAAUCUAUACCAUGUGUCCCCCACGAUUGGAAGAAUUGUCAGAUGGAAAUGUCACAGGAACUCGUGACUUGGGAUUAGACACUGGACAAAACCUCCUGUUCCGAAGCAAAUCAAAACUGGGCUGUGAGGGAGAAGUCCUUUACCUUUCAAGGAUAAAUGUUUUGUUAUUGACUGUAGUUUCUGUAGAUGGCUUCCCUUUGAAGAUGGAUGCCACUCCCACUGUGCUGAGCUUGUCUCUGGACUUUGGGGUGUGUUUCCUGAAGGAUCACCUCUGCACCCUUCAGUUGUCUGAUGUGGAAGGCAACAAAAUGCAACAGAUGUUCGUCCAAGACUCAAAGCUUGAAAUCACCGGUUUAACACCAUGUAAAUCCUAUAUUGUUUGCCUGAACAUUAUGGACCAUGGUGUCUGUGCUAAAACAAUAACAGAUUCCUUGCCAGCAACCAACCUGGACCUAGUGAUGUCCAGUUCCAGUAGUCUCACCAUUUAUUGGGAGAAGCCAGCUCUGGGACACGUGCACUGGUUUCGGCUGGAUGUCGCCUUGCUUGGACAGGCCGGAGAGGUGGCAGCGUCACAACUUCGGUCGUACAGCUUAACGCAGAGUGGGACUGCGUUCCUCAUCCAGGGCCUGCCUGCUUGCAGGAAGGUCCACGUUUCUCUCGCAAGCAUGUGUGAAGGGGCCACAGUGACGGAGAGUGCAAGGGUGUCUUUGGUGGCCAUCACAGCCCCGGUGAAGUUUGUGAAGCUUGCCCAGACGGCGGCUGCUGCCGAUGGAUACAAGGUCUCUUGGUCAAUCUGGGGUGAUCCUUCGGAAGUCCUCUUCCAAGUCUACAGAAAUGGAAGCUUGCCACUGACCCUGCAACAAGCAGAGUUUGCCUGCACAGGACUCGAACCCUGCACCCGAGAGACAUUCACACUGGAGGCAGUGUGCAGGAAUGGAGUCGUGGCCGACAGAGGGACAAUCGCUGUGGUAACAGCUCCAGACAAGAUCACUGAGCUGAUCUACAAGCAGACCGUUGACGGGGGCUUCUUCUCCUGGCGUUCCCCACCAGCGAGCCACGGGACACUCGUCGUGGUCAACAACAUUUCGGUGGCCUUCACCAGGAGGAGUUACUACCAGGUUUCGGGUUUGUCGGCCUGUACUCGGUACCUGUACACCUUCCGAGCAAGCUGUGGACAAUGGAUGAGUGAAGGAACAUCCUGGGCUGCUGCUACAGGCUGCCCAACUGAAGCCCAGCCCUCGGACCGUAGGAGAAUUAUCACACUGCCUGAAACGUUGCACGUCAGCAUUCACUUCCCCUGGAGGUUUGAGGACUACAUGGAUGAUCCCAGUUCUCGAACUUAUCUAAAGCUGGCAAACAUCGCCAGCUCUAAGAUUGGGCAGCUGUUCCUGCAGUCGGGCACGUUCACCCGUGCAGAAGUGGAGAUGCUGUACCUGGCGGAAUCCGGCGACGCUGUGGAGAUGAACAUGGCGGCACAGAUCCAGCUCGGUAACUCGCCGGCCAACCUCCGGCAGCUUCUCUCCGACCUCCAGUACUCCAACGUGUCUGUCGAGGGCGAUGCGCUAUUCUGGAACGAUGAAGAUGAAUGUGACUCCGCUGAGAAUGACUGUCCUGAAGUAGCUGACUGUAUCAACACAUUUGAUUCAUUCACAUGUGUCUGUCACCAAGGAUACUAUGACUCUGAUCAAAGUCGAGUUUGUAGAGAUCAAGGGGUGUUCGCAAACUGCGGGAUGGAUUCAAUGAAAAUUACCGUAUCGAGAGAAUUCUUGGCGGAACAACUGUCGACGGGAUUAGAUCUGGUCUUGAACGACGGGGAGUGCGGAGUGGAAGAGGACACAGACUUCUACCUGUUUACUGUCACCAAAACCAAGGCUUACUGUGGAGCGCAGCUCCUGAUGAAUGAGACUCACCAAAUAUUCAAACAUGUGAUUGUGAAUGAGCAUCAUUCUGAAUCUCCCAUCAUCAGGGAGCCUCCCCUGACCCUCUCUGUGAUCUGCGCCUAUUCACGAAGCUCCUCCGCAAAAAUGCCUAUGGAUGUAAUCCCACAGAUUAGGAUGUUUGAACCGAUAGUGGGAUACAACGAAGACCCACUCCAGCUCGCUCUCUUUCUCUACAAAGAUGACACCUUCUCGCCAGAUGCCGUGUAUGAAAAGGCACCAACCAUCCAGCUUAACGAUGACCUGUACUUGGAGGUGGGACCGUCGGUGGCUGGGAGCGCCGGAAUGCCGUUCAUCACACAAGUGACCUCGUGUUGGGCCACCGUGUUGGCAGACUCGCUGGGAAGAAACGCCUUCUACUUCCUCCGGGAUGGCUGUCCUGUGGACGAGACCUUCAGAUGGCAUUCCGCGAACGGGAUGAACAAUAGUACUCGAUUUGCCAUCAAAAUGUUCCACUUCACGGAAAUGGAGAAGCAUCCUGUUUACCUGCAUUGUCAGACAAAAGUCUGCAACGUUGAAGCUAGGGCAGAUUGUUUGACGAAAUGUCCCAGCCCACAGAUUCUCAAAAAGCAAGAGCAGAGAAUAGAGGCAGUGCCUCCCGAGCCCGGGACUGGCAUGGUUUCCACGGGCCCCAUCGUGCUGCACGAUUCUCCGAGACAGCCGACAGAUCCGGGAGAAACGACCACACACUGGCGUGAAGUGAAAGUUCUCCUCUGGAUAUCUGGCAGCGUGACUGGAACGUCCCUGCUGAUGGUGGCUGCAGCUGUUGCAAUGAAGGUUAUGAACGAACGUGCACAGUUUAGAAUGGCCGCCAGAUUGAUUGAGGGUCACGCAAGUUCUGCUCUCUGAGAGCUCCUUAGACGUUCACUCUCUGGGAGUGAGGUGCGUUCCGAGGGUCUGCUCCAGUGAGUUUCCAAAAUAAAAGUAAAUUGUCCCGUCUUGGGUGUAUUUUCUGUCUUUUUUGAUUUUCUUUGCUUGAACUGCUUCUCCUUGGAACAGAAGAACAUGAAACUUGUAGAUGGAGCAUGGGGAGGAGAUGUUCUCAUUCUCACUGGCAGGGAAGGGGCAAGUAACGGGGAGGUGCGUGAUUGGAGUGUUACAUGGAAAAGCUCGAUGUAACAAGUGGUUUGGGUCUGGAUACAUUGCUGGGAGGAGCAGUGGUGCAGCAGUAGAGGCGCUACCUCACAGAGACCCAGGUUCAAUCCUGGCUACAGGUGCUGUCUGUGUGGAGUUUAUACGUUCUCCCUGUGACCGGGUGGAUUUCAUCUGGGUGUUCCAGUUUCCUCGUAUAUCCCAAAGACGUGCAGGUUUGUAGGUUAAUUGACCUCUGUAAAUGGCCCCUAAAGUGUAAUGGGAUAAUGCAUGUGAAUGGGUCAUCAAUGGUUGGUGUGGACUCUGUGGGUCAACGUGCCUGUUUCCAUGCUGUAUCUCCAAACUAAAAACUGAAGUAAGUUUAUGUUUAGGUUUAUUAUUGUCACGUGUACAGCGGUACAAUGAAAAGCCUCGUUUUGCAUGCAAUCCGAUCAGAUAAUACUGCACAUAAAUACAAUCAGUUCACACUCUUAUAUAAUAGGUAGAGCAAAGGGGAAGAUACAGCUGAUGUUGAUCAGCUGCCCUCAAACUAAUUCAAUUGUGUUGAAACCAUUCAAGUCAAACAAAUGUGAGUUUGCGCAGCGUACACAUACAGUAAUGGUGCUGGAGUAGAGAUGAUUGAUCUCCCGGUUGAUCAGCACUUUAACUCUCCCAGUCCCAAUCUGACCUUUCUGUCCUGGGCCUCCUCCAUUGUCAGAGUGAGACCCAGCGCAAAUAGGAGGAACAGCACUUCCUAUUUUGCUUGGGUAGCUUACACCCCAGCAGUAUGAACAUUAACUUCUAUAACUUCAAAUAGCCCUUGCUUCCCCUCUCUUUCCAUCCCCUCUCCAGUUCUCCCACCAGUCUUGCUGUCUCCGACUACAUUCUAUCCCUAUCCCGCCCACUCCCCUGGCAUCAGUCUGAAGAAGGGUCUCGACCCAAACCUUCUCUCCAGAGAUGCUGCCUGUGCUGCUGAGUUACUCCAGCAUUUUGUGUCUACCUUCGAUUGAAAGCUUCAAGUUCCAAGGAGUAAAUAUCCAGCAACUUGUCCUGGACCAGCCGUAUCAAAGCAAUGGCCAAGAAAGCA